Molecule: messenger RNA, 42620 nt
Organism: Xyrichtys novacula (pearly razorfish)
Lineage: Eukaryota; Metazoa; Chordata; Actinopteri; Labriformes; Labridae
Source: the annotation of a GenBank genome assembly
UGUGGGUACAAAAGAUCUUCUGAAUCUUUCUGUCCUGCAGCGAAGAGAGAGGAGGCUGUUUGCAACCCUGAGAGUUAAGUUUAGCAUAAGUCUCACCUCUGACGAGCCAAUCACAUUAGUUAUUGAUUAGGACUUUAGCGUGGCCAAUCAGUUUUUAAAGGAGCAAACGCUGCUCAUGAAUUGGGAUUCAGUAGUUGUUUUAAAACAAAAAGCACAGGGCUGCUUAAAUUAACCAUUAGUUUUUUUGUUUACUUCGAAUUAAUCCAGAGGAAUAGAAAUAAAGUAAUCAGCCAAUUCGGGAAAACGAGCCCCGUGUUUCUCCGCCGGUUUGGGGGUUUAUUGCUGAAACCUGGCAACCCGUCCAUCAGGCAGCGGAGUCAACGGUAGAGUUGACAGGAACAUCCCUGCUCUGAGCACACAUUACUUAUGGAUUGCCUCAUUUAUGUAAAGGGACUGGGUGUAUUCCGCUAGUGGGUGACAGCCAAUCCGCGACAUCGGCUCUGUAACAGCGAGAUGUACCAUCAGUGUAAGUCUGAAUACUUGUUACUCUUUGUUUACAGUGAGUUUAUCAAAGUGCUAGCUAAGUUGGCUAGCAGCGCGGUUAGCUUGCUAGCUGAGCCGUUAGCGCGUGCACUGACGUUAGCCAACGCAGAUGGCAGCGUCAUGAUGUUUUUAUCUGUUUGAACAUAACCACACAGCUAGCACACAAUGUCUCCUAUUGUGUCUCACACUAUCGCUUUUAACCUACGGGGGGGAUUGUAAGCUGAGGUUGUACGCGGUCAGUUAGAUGUUGAAUGGUUUCACGCAGCAGAAACGUAACAAAAGCGUUAUAUCUCACUGUUCAUUAACAACACACGUCGGUGGAGCUAGCGAGGAACGGUAAACACUCCACAGCGUGGAGAAAGGCCUGCGAGGAGAGGGAGUUCAGUGACAAGUGGCAAGCUACGCAGACAGACUUGUACAGGUUUACAACAUUAGCCUUUAACUGUCAAAGUGCGUGGACUAUUGUUUUCUGGGGCUGUCGGGGGGAAGUAUAGUUAACUAUUGUCAGACAGGGUAAUUAGUAGUUAUACAUGUAGAAAGUAAGCCCAUCGAGUGAUACGUUACCACCUCCAAGGUUAUGUAACUCCAGAUAAGGUGUUUACAAGUGUUCCCCAAGGUGGGACAUUGUCUUCUUUGUCUUGUUCACUGACUAUGAGAGCUGUAUGUCUUCACAUGACUCAAACUUGACACAGAACUACACAUGUAAGGAAAGUUGACGAUUGUGUCAUCUGAUUAUACUCAUAAAAAGGAAUUAUUGUUUUUUUAUCAUAACAGCACUUAUCAUAUCAGUCAACACUGAUAAAUGUCGUUAAUACUGAUAAGCAAAACUGUUCAACUCAUAGACAUCUAUCAAUGCUUAAAUAAUCAUGAGGUUAUUAUUCAGUCAAUCAAUCAAUCAAUCAAUCAGUCUUUAUUUAUAUAGCACUUGUUCUUGUGCUUCGAAGUGCUUCACACAGAAAAAGGAAUAAAAGAAACAAAGAAUACCCAAAUUUACCCCAACCCAACCCCUCAUUCCCACCCCACGAUCUAAUUGUAACAGAAACAGUAUUAAAGUGCAUAAAUUUAAAAAAGACUUGAUUUUGAAACAGGAAUGUGCGCACUGAGGACACAUAUUUUAAAACUCAAGAUAAGGAAACACUGGAGGUUUAUGUAAAAAUCUAUACAAUAAAAAUAAUGAAAUAAAAACAACAGUAAAAGAUACUAAAAUAAGAGCACCAAAAUAGCUCAAUAAAAGCCGAUCCUGUGAUUUAAACUAGAAUAGAUAAAUGCUUAAACACUUAAACAGGGUUAAUGAUAUAAAAUUUAGUUAAAAGCGAGACUAAAAAGGUACGUUUUCAGUUUUAUUGGUUAUUGAUUCAAGCAGUUAUUAUUAGCACAUCAUCAAUUAAUGAACAGCAUACACUCACCUGCCAGAACGUAAGGUACACCUGAGCCAUCUAAUGCAACAGAAUACAGCUCGCUGCCAUAAAUGCUGGUUUUACAAAGCCUCUACUUACUAUUUUUUUUAACAUGGUCAUACAAGUUUUAAUUGUUAUUGAGAUUAGUUAGUUAUAGUGGGUGUUGGCUGUGAACUAGAGUGCAUUUUAUUAAAACAAGUUCCUAUUGUGUGAACUCUUCUUGUGUUGAAUUGCAGGAACUGCUCGGUGCCUCAGGUCAGCUGAUCAGCUGCUCCUGGAGGUCCAAACUGAAGCUCAGAGGGGUUAGAUCUUUUCUGUUGCGGCCCCAAAAUUAUGGAACGAGCUACCCCUCCAAAUCAGACAAGACCCCACACUGUCCAUUUUUAAAACUUAAAACCCAUGUUUAUUCUUUGGCUUUUAACCCUGCAUGAGACUCGGCUCCUGUUUUAGUGUUUUAUGUUUUUUUUAUUUUAGUUAUUUGUUGUUUCUGUGUUUUUAAAUUAGGUUUUAAAAACAUUGAAACUAUAUUUUAUCUACUUUUAUUUUAUCCAUUGUUUUAAUUGUUUUUUGAUUGAUUUUUAUGCGUUGUUUUGUCUAUUUAUGUACAGCACUUUGUUCAGCUGUGGUUGUUUUAAAGUGCUUUACAAAUAAAGUUGAGUGUGAAUUGAGAGUUGAAAUCAGUCUUGUUUUGAUAUUGGCAUUGGAUGUAAAUGAUUGGUUCAUAUGUACAUUGGCAACAGUCAGUUUUUCCAUGUUAUACCGGGGCACUUUACACAAAGAGCAGCUCUAAUCUGUACUCUUUGCAGAUUCAUUUGCAAAAACCCACUGGAAUUCCUAAAUGAGCAAAAGCACUUCUCAGCAUUUAGUUAGUUCUAGUGGUUAGCAAAAACUUCCAUCUAAAACUUCUUCUUCAGCAGAAUCAAACUGAUGCUGAACAGCAAUCUGAUGUGACUGUUGGGCUGGUUAUUAAGGUGAACUGGAUAAAAAUGAAAUAGAAAAUCUUAUGGGUAAUGAGGCGUCUGGGGGAGUCAGAUUUUUGGGGUUCAGAUUUAUUGUUGGACUCUUGUUCCAACUUGUUUUACUUUUAUGAAGGUUGGCCUCAAAAACUGACCCUACUGUAAAUCUUUUGCCUUUGUUCCUUCAAUAAUUUCACAGCCAACUUGUAUGGACACACGUCUUUGUUGAUAUUUCCUCCUUUUUGGCUUGUUUUAUUUAAGUAUGAAAUAAAUAGAAAACAAAUAGCAUUUUCUUUCUUGCAGCUUGUGGCAUUUUUAUUCUACACUGAGGCAAACUUGUGCAGAAGUAUUUUUUUCAUGUCUGAAUGAGUUUCCUGGUAUACGGUGCUGAAUGAGAUGAUGUUGUGUCCUGUUACUUGUGUUGAGGCUCACCAAAAAUAUAUAAAAGCGUCAAACAGUCAUGGCCAUAUGGCGCUGUGGUGAAGGUGAAAUGCUGACGCGCUGCAUGUUGUUUGUGAGUCGAGGAUAUCUCGCUCCACAACGACUCCCGGCCUCAGUUGGAUGGGCAUCAUUGGCACAGAGAGGCGGAAGCUCCCGGUGAUGCCAGAGGAAGUCUUGUCCCUCUCUCUGCUUGAGCUUUGUUGGCGCUCUCUUUCAGUUUUCAAAGCAAAAAAAAAUAAAAAAAAAUAAAAAGGGGAAUACAGGGAGGUGGGUUACAGAGCGGUGGUGAAGCUGACACAGGGGCUUGAAGCAGAACAGCCUGAGCAACCUUGGAGAUGCAAGUAUCAUUCUUGUGCCUGAGAGGGAGUAAAGGCUGCUUUUGUUUGAAACAGAGUUGAAAAAAAUGUUUGAAGAACUUGGAGAAUCAGAGUUUAUUUUUUUUAAUUGAAGAUGAGUUCAGUCACAACUGUUAGUUAGCAAGGCCUUGGAUUUGGAAUCAACCAGAAAGGAAUUUGACUUCUGUCUUUCUGCAUUUUCCCUCUAGGACAUCCAGUAUGUUGGCGUUUUUGACUUGAUUGGCUUGAAGACGACUUAAGAGGCUGCUGUAUCAGACCAAGCGCUGAUCUACAGAAAAGAGGAGAUGGGGAACACAGCGACCAAGUUUCGGAAGGCUCUCAUUAAUGGGGAUGAGAUUCUGGCCUGCCAAUUGUACGAGAGUAACCCGCAGUUCAAGGAGGCUCUGGAUCCCAACUCUACAUAUGGAGAGUCCUACCAGCACAACACUCCACUGCACUAUGCCGCUCGGCAUGGCAUGACACGCCUACUCAGGUCAGGACGUGGCUUGAAUGGAAUCGAAAAGAAAUAAAAAUUACAGUCAAAUACUUCUGUUCGAGUAGCUGUCAGUUAGAGCUGAACAGAUUGGAUAUGUUGGGCUAGUUUGUCAUGAUUUAUCUUUUAAAUAUGCUGCAGGUAUUGUGUUUUUAUAAUUUUUCGUAGUCAGACCUGCCCAGAAGUAUCCUUCAGUCACUUCUUCAUCUUGAAGUUGGCUCUCUGUUGAUCAACUGGUCUCAUUUAGUGCUGUAUUGCUGCAUCAUAAGAGAAAAAUGGUCAUGUUUUGUCUCUAUAUGUCUCUGUCCCAUCUGUCUCUCCACAUAGCCAUCUGUUAGCAGCUCUUAGGAAUGCAACAUGCUGUGUUAGAAUAGGAUGGGGCUCCAAGAGCUUCCCUUCCCACCAGCUACCAACCUUGCAUGUGCUCAUUGUUACUCCUCUCUAAGGCUGCACGAUAUUGGAAAAAAAUAAUAUUGCGAUUUUUUCAACCCUGCGAUAUAUAUUGCGAUAUUAAAAAUACAGUAUUUUCACCAGAUGACCUGAAUAGCACUUAAUGUUAUGCUGCACUGCUGAAAUCUUGAGGACAGUUAAUCUGCUCUGAUCUUACCUCUUUUUGUGAAUGUUAGUAGAACGGCUUCUGUCUGUCUCAGAGAUAUUUUCAGCUUUUAUUGUGCUGGGACGUUAUUGUGGCAACAGAUGAACACAGAAGACGUGUUUUGGUCGACAUCAUCCUUCUUUUAACCGAAAUAAUUCCAGAUAACUGACUUUCCUUUUCUUUUUGGCAACAAAUCUUCAUUUUCGGUGGUUUUCGCUUGUUCGUUGUUCAUUUUGCGAUCGUUGGUGUUGUUGUUAGCGGUGUUGUGCCGAGAAACGCAUGUCCUCCGAGAAUUGCAUGCACCUCGCAAAACGCGCACCGCUUAUAGUAGAGUGGUCCACGGAAAUGUACAAUUUAAAACCCAUACAGUUCUUAUUUGUUGAGCUUAACAGUCAUGAGUAAAGUUCCGAAAGUAAUUCUCAGCGGACACACGUCUCCCUCCAUGUGCAGAACAUGUGCAGGGGUGGGUUUUCUCCUCCCUGAUUUUGAUUGACAGCUGGCAGGGUAGUCUGAUUGGCAACUGAGAAUUGAGUCUGAUUGGCAACUGAGUUAAGGACGAAGGCGAUUGGUGGAUCGCUGCACAGCACAUGCAGAGUCACAUGGAGUGUAUCUCAGUCGGUUACCCUUGAAAUUAAAUGAGUUCAUUCACCUCCAAUAUCGCAGGCUCUGCGAUGUGACUAUCGCACACACGUACAUCGCGAUGACGAUAGUCAAACGAUAUAUCGUUCAGGCCUACUCCUCUCGGGGUCUGUCGUUUUUUUGUUCUAAUAGUAUGCAGUAUUUUGCAUUCAUGGCUGACUUUUGAAAAAGCUAAUAGGGCUCAGUAAAUAAUGUCAAAGUCAGGAGAGGACAGAAUGAGACACAUGUACAGAUAGAUUAAUGGACUGAUGGGCUUCAGACAUGAUUAAGAUGAUUGCACUUUCAACAUGAACUGUAAAUAAAAGAUAAUUUAGCAGAUGUACGCUUUUUGUAUCCAUACAUGUCUUUACCUUGUUAUUCCAAGAAUUUGCAUCAAAUAUUGUGAAUUUCAUGACUGUAGAUGUAUAAAAUAUACAUUUACACUAAACAUACAUAUACGCCUACAACAGAAACUAGGGAUAAUGCUAACCUGAAGGGUAAAAAUGGUCUUACUGUGGCUAUAUUUUUAAAGAUAGAAUGCUUUGACUGUUUAUAAAACAAAACAGUGUAGACCCUUAUUAUUGAUAGCAUUGAGUUGCUCACUUGCUCUAUUAACCAAAAGCACACACCGUGCCAGCAAGCAAACCAAACCAGCUUGUUUCUGACUUUUUCCGUUAGGUCUUUUCUCCUCAACAAAGAUGGGAAUCCAAACAAGCGCAAUGUGCACAAUGAGACAUCCCUACACCUUCUCUGCAUGGGCCCACAGAUCCUGACCUCAGAAGGGGCACUGCAACCCCGGAUCUCGCGGCCAUAUGAAGACAAACAGCGCCGGGCAGAAUGUCUCCAAAUCGUUCUGGCCUGGACCGGAGCAAAGCUGGACCAUGGAGAGUAUGAGAGAGCUGAUGUGAAUGCCACUGACAACAAGAAAAAUACCUGCCUGCACUAUGCUGCUGCUUCAGGCAUGAAGACCUGUGUGGAGGUGAGAGUCCAGGCUUAUGUAAAAUGAUUUUCAGGUACAGUGUUACUUCCAGGUACAGAGCAAAAGAUGCAGAUGGAAACUGAAAAGUCUCAUUAGCAAGGGAAGAAAUUUAAAUGGGAGUGAGAGAAAAGGGUUUGAACUAUACUGAUGUCUACAGAAAAUGAUGCUGGUAUAACUGCAGUUGGUCUGUCAUUUACUUUUAGAUGUAGGGAUGUCCUGAUCCUGACCUCAACUAUCUGGUCAGAGCGAUUCUUGACAAUUUUUCAUUGAUUGGUGAUUGGCAAUCUGAGCUAUGGUGUGAAAUUUUAUUACAUGAGUACACAUCAGCAAAACCAGCCAGAUUACAUAAACAACUGCUUUUUGGCAGUGUGUUGGGACUCUCCAGGGACACAUGGUUCAAUGGCGAAAGUGUAAAUACAGGACGGUCUGUUAUAUUUGCAUCUGCAACCCCGUGACUGAAAUGUCAGGAUUGUGGAAAUAUUUUCUGCCAGGUAGUGAAAACAGUUCAGUGUCCAGUGGCAAAAUGAGCAAUGUGAUUGUUUCCCAAGGUGGUGGGAGUAGAGCUGUGUUCAGUACCCCCAAUAUAAUACAUCUAAAAACUCAAUGUGCAACAAACAAGUUCACUACAUCGCCAGAGGAAAAAGGCUGCUGCAACAAACUAUUAGCUGUAAAAGGAAAGAUAAAUAUCCUGGAGAGAGUGAAAAGGCCAAAAGGGUCAGAGAGAAGGUUGAAGUUAUCACUUAUGACUACCAUCAGUCCAUCCUUGUGAUAGCGGGUGUGUCUGCAAAUGCUCAAAAGCAAAAUACGGCUUUAGAAAUUAGGGUCAUAAAAGCAGACUGGGACAACUCUUAGAUGUGCUUGACACUCUGAGGAGAGCAUUAUCACAUUAUGUUUGAUCAAACAGUUCUGUGCAGUUAUAAAUCAUCUUAUUUAUACUUGUAGAAGACGCAGCCCAUACAGAAGUCACACAGAUAAAUUGUCACUACUUUUACAAUUUAUCUACUGUAACUCCUAGUUUUAGAUCAAACAAUAUAGAUAGCAGCUUAGAUACCAGCUGUUUCGAACUCUCAGACCCCCCCACCCAAAACCUGAUAGUCUUGAAUUUAACUUUGAUUUGUUAUCUGUUAUCAUUUAAAGAAAAAAAUCACUGAACACAUCCCAACAUUUUGACAUAUUGUUUUAUUAUGUAUGUAUAUGACAAGGCUGUGUAUUGAUAAGAAAUGGGCAAUGCAAUAUAACACCAUAGGUGUCUAGAUACAAGGGUUUCAAUAUAGCCAGUUUGUUAUGCUGUAUUUCAGCCACCCUGCUUUAACUGGGUUUCUGGGCCCACAACUUUAAAAUAGGACUACUAGCUAGUCAAGAGGCUUAAUAUGUUUUUUUAUCCUGACAGAUGAGAGUCGUAAUUGACUACACUUCCUACUUGCUCUCCCCUUUCCACUUUUCACUUUAAUGGACCCCCCCCCCACACACACACACACACACACACACACAAACACACACACGCACACCUAGGGCUGAGCGAUAAAGCAAAAAUUGAUCAAUACCCAAAUUUACGACAAUAACCAACAUCAUUUUGCCCAUGUCAGUAUAUUUGGUGUAAAAAAAAAAAAAAAAAAAAAAAAAAGUCGGUUUUGUGUAGGUAGGCUAUGGUCUCAUGUCCCUUUAAGAUGCCGUCCUACGUCAGAGACGUGACUCCACCCCAUCCAGUCUGUAACACAGAGGGAUAGACAAGUGAGGGGAUGGAGGACGGUUCAGAAGUUGUAGUGGCUGAAGUAGACAAAGUUAAUGUGGGAGGGGGUGAGCAGCUUGUGGAGUAGUUAUUGUCCAUUUAUCGUUAUCAAGGUGAGCUGCUCAAUAUAUCGUGAUAUUGAUUUGAGGCCAUAUCGCCCAGCACUACAGACACCUAUGAUUCAAAUUCAAAUUCAACUUUAUUGAUAUGGCAUUUUUCAUACAAAAAAUGCAAUUCAAAGUGCCUCACAGAGGCUGAAAACAACAAUAACGACAAUAAAACCCAACCCACCCAUGGACCCACACACACACAAAGGCACACACCCACCCUCACUCACACACGCAUACACAUACACACACAGUGUGAGAAUAUAAGAUAUAUUGUUAGAGAGACAUGGCCUGACACCGAGGCAUUACGUGAGGAAAGAGCUACCUUUGGGAAACACUGGAGAUAAAAAUGGUGAAAAGAAAGAGUAAAACCUGAUGGACUAAAACAAGAAAAUAAUAUUAAAUGAACAGAUAAGUAAAAGUAAAAGCUCUUUACCAUAUAAAAAGAUGGGGAAAAGAAGUAAAAACCUGUGACGUGAAUGAAGAAAAAAGACAAAGAACAGAGAUAAUUUAUAAAAUGACAUAAAAUAAACAAUAAGAACUUUGGUUAAAAUGAACAUUUGCAAUAAGAGAAAUAUAAAAAGACAAUCAGUAAAAAGCCUGAUUAAAAAGGUGAGUCUUGAGCCUCUUCUUAAAGACAUCAACAGUCUCUGCUGCCCUGAUGAUGAUGAUGAUGAUCACAGGAAACCACUGUUUGAGUUCACUGCACAUAACAGGUCAAAGAUGGAAAAAAAAGAAUCAAAACUCAGGGCAUUUUGAGGUGAUUUAUGAAGAAAGAAGAAAUGUUUCAGUAGCCUACGUAAUGGGUUGUACGUACUGUGUGCGUAUCAAGUCCAUACACAGACCGACAAUGUUACAGCCCUUCAAAAAGUCAAAACAGUAUCAUGAAAAUGUGAAAUUUUGCUAUAUUUUAUUUGUAUCAACUUUUUCAAGUGGAAGUGUGGAUGGAUCCACAGGUUCUCUGGAGCUUGGCUACUGUAAAACAAUCAUGAAAUAAUGUUGUAUUUCUCUGUUUCUCCACUUUGUUUUCUUCAGUUUUCUUCUUUUUCUUAAUUUUUUGUCCUUUUUGGUGUUAAAUUUUACAUAAAGAUGAAAAUCAAUGGGUGAUGGGAAAUAUGGAAAUCAAGCCUUAUCGUUACAAUAAACAGGUUUCCAAUAAGGAUGAGCAUUUCUCUCAUAUCUCUCAUGAUGUGAGUUUCAUUUCAUUAGAGAACUUUGAUAAAUGUCUCUCCAUAUAGUGUUGCAUUUGUUAUUUUAAACCCAUAUCCUCUCUUGUUUUCACCCACUCAGUUUCUAGUUCAGAGAGAAGCGGACCUGUUUGCAGAGAAUGAAAACCGCGAGACACCAUGUGACUGUGCAGAGAAGCAGCACCACAAGGAGCUGGCCCUGUGCCUGGAGUCACAGAUGGUCUUCUCUCAAGCCCCUGAGGCUGAGGGUAUAGAGGCAGAGUAUGCAGCCCUUGACCGGAGAGAGGUACAGAAUAACAUAUCAAGAUGAAGAGGGUCCACAACCUACAGUUUGUCACAGUCAACAGGUGUCAUUUGAAAUGGCAUCAGAAUAUCACACUGCUACCGUGUUUUAUUGUUCUCUGUCAGCUGUCUUAUACUCGUGCUUGGUAUGAUCCACGGUAUAUAACAAAAACUCUACUACAAUAUUUUCCCCUGUGAGAAGUAUUUUCUGAUAUGCACUGUUGUUUAGAAAACUUAAGCAAUAAGUAAGAGGGACAUAUUUUGUAAGAAGUAAAACUCGGAUAGUUCUUCAUUUUGUCUUGAUUCCAGGAAGUGUUUGUUCAUGGUCUGGAAUUUAGCUGACCAGCCUUCACAUUUCAGAUUCUUCUGUGAGACACAAACAAACACAAAUACAAAGAAGUCUGCCAUAAAGCAUGUGACUCUGAUAAUCAUCAGCCUGACUGAGAGCUGACUGAGCCUGGCUCUGUCAUGCUUUAGUAAUUGUCUAUAUUUGAUUUUUUUUUUAUGUUUCUUUUGUCUUCUUCCCUUUUUCUAAAUCCUUCUUUCCCACCCUAAUUACUCACCCUUCUACUCUUCCCCUUAUUAUACUUGUCCUUCUCAUUGUUUUUUCUUUUUUAACUUCUUACUUCCUUCACCCUUUCUUCUUGUCAUUAUUCACCUUUCUUCCUCACCUCUCUCUGUCCCCCCACCCCCCUCCAGCUGUAUGAGGGCUUGCGGCCACAGGAUCUUCGGAGGUUGAAGGACAUGCUGAUAGUGGAGACAGCCGACAUGCUGCAGGCUCCUCUCUUCACUGCAGAAGGGCUGCUACGUGCCCAUGGUACUAUUAAACACACACAAAUACACACAUACACAACACUUACUGUUUAUCUGUCUCCUUGAUGUGCUUAAAAGCAUACCACAUAUCUGCGACUUGCCAGGCUUGAUCUCUGAUGUGCUCUUCCUCUGUAUGCUUGUGUGUCCUUAAUGUUUGUAUGAUUUACUAAGACCAGAAAUUUUGAAAGGAAAAGUUUGGCAUUGAAUAUCAAAAUUCAUGGCUUUGCUUUUCAAAAAGGGAAUGCUUUCAGGAAGUGUUUGACUUUGUACCCCUAGUUUCCACUAAGAGUUCACUCUUGUGAAGCAGAUCAUAUUCUACUUUUUCCUUAUAAAAAGGGGCUUUGUGUCAUGUCGGUGUUUAUUUGUUGUAUGGUUAUGGUUUUUAUUUGUAUUGGGAUCAGUGAGGCCAUAUCUCAUAUCAAAUCUGUGCCACGCUCCUGGGAUUUUCUUACAGCGAAAAAUCCAAAAGGUGAACAACCUUUAUUAUUGUAAGAACUUGACUUAUAUUGCUUUCAGUAAGGAUUAUGUUUGUCAUAUGCUCUAAAUACACUGAUACGUCCAUAAGCAGGGAGAUUGACACACUUUAGAUUUAGUCCCAUCAUGACAUCUUCAGAAACCCUGGUCAAUCUACAACCAAGAAGAGGCAUGCAUUGACAUCUACCAGAUAUUUGUAUUUUCAACUUUCUUUUUUUCGGUACUUUGUGUUCUAGAAAUAAAGUAUGCUGACAAAUCAGGUUGGUACUCAGAUACUCAGUAAGUUAGUACACACCACAAUUGUUGCAGCUGUAUUGUCUGGAGUGUUAACUUCAAGAUUAAAGUCUUAAGUGUCAUUGGAUUUAAACAUAAAUUGUCAUGUUAAACCCAUCAGUGUGUUAUUAUGCAAUGGAGAGAGACUGAUGGUCAAGCCCUGUCAGGGGUUUGGGGGUGAAACAUCUGCAUUCACAAACCAACACGCAUUACACUACCACACACUUAAAAGAAGAGGAGUUUUCAUGUUUUGUUGAUUCUUGGGGCCCAUUAGAUAAAACCUGUUGUGUUUUCUGCAAAUAAGACUAUAUUUCCCAUGAGUGCCAUCUCCCACUGUUGUAAAGAUGUUGUUCUUGCCAAAGUGUGCAUUUGUUGUGGAAGCAAAUGGGUGGACCACAGAUCUUCUUUUAAGCACAGCUUUUCUUUGUUUAAGACAGAUUUCUGCAGAAUGCAGAGAGAUGAGGUAAUGCAUUGAUUUGUCGUCAUGUAGAGUUGUUAUCAGAGUUGUUAACAGAAAGACAAAGCUUUGUAAACUUAGAUUUACUAGCAUUUGUCAGCUUACAAAAGGGGAUUGGAUCUAUUGGUUUGACAUCACAUUUUACAUCCUCGGUGUCCUGAUAAAUGUGCAAAUAACAUAACACAAUACAAUACAAUACAAGCUCUGCAAACAGCUUUACUCUUUUGUCAGAGCAGUGUAGCAUGGACACACUGUACCUAGCACUUUCUAGAAAACUCCUUGUUGUAGGUACUCUGGCUAAAACAAAUUUGCUUCUUUUUGUUAAUCAUACUCAAGUGCCGUUUGUGGGUACCAAACAGUAGGGCUGGGCAAUUUGGCCUCAAAUCAAUAUUACGAUGUAUUGAGCAGCUCACCUCAACAAAGAUAAAUGGACGAUAACUACUCCACAAGCUGCUCACCCCCUCCCACAUUAACUUUGUCUACUUCAGCCGCUGCUCCAGCUGCUCCAACUUUUGAACCGUCCUCCAUCUCCUCACCUGUCUUUCCCUCUUUAUUACAGACUGGAUGGGGUGGAGUCAUGUCUCCGACGUAGGACAGGGCCUUAAAGGGACAUAAGACAAUAGCCUACCUACACACAUCCAAAACCAACUUUUAUUUAUUUUUUUUGACACCAAAUAUAUUGACAUGGGCAAAAUGACAUUGGUUAUUGUCGUAAAUUUCGGUAUCGGUAAAUUUUCGGUUUAUUGCCCAGCCCUGCCAAACAGUUUAUAAAAGAAACAUGAUCUAAAGAACAAAGACUUCUGCAGGUUAACUUUACCUCUCACUGCCAAACUUUACCAGCAGAGUUUGAAACAUAACCACUUCAGUUUGAGUGCUGAAUACCAACUCUGCAGUUUUGCACAGACUUAAACUGACCUAACGGACCACAAAUUCAGAAUAACCAGUCUUGUCACCGGUAAUCUCAUUUCCCCAUGUGGGUCAUACAGCCAAAUUAGUGCAAGAGAGACUCCUUCUAAAAUGAGUAAAAAACUCCACUCUUCACAGAACCUUUAGAUAUCCUGAUUUCCAAUCAGGUUCUCCAAAACAAUCUGACCCUGUGACAAAUGCGUCUGGAAGUUUGUUAGCAAUGGGCUAAACCAGUCAAAGCCUUUUAACCUGUGGAGAGUGAAAUGGUUUGGCUGAGCCGCAUUAUUCAUGCCUGCAGACAUCAGUCACUUGGCCUGGAUUUUCCAGUGAUGCUCUUGUAACUUAGGCUUGGCAAAGUACUGAGUAACAGUGUCUCAGUUUGGAUUUGAUUCGCAGCCUUAAGCCACUCAUUCACAUAACCCAAGUGAAGGUGCUGCAUGUGACAAAGCUGAAAUGUUGAAAACAGAAUCCUUUGAAGACCACCAUCCACCUUGAUUAAACUCGGCCAAGAUUGUGUGGGACUAAAGUGUGUCACAGUUUGGGGGUCUAAUUCCCAGUUUUUCUAUACCCUUUCCUCUAAUUCAGAGGACCAAGCGGCUGGCUGCUGAGCUGUGUGCGCCACAUAUUAGACAUACUUUUGAGAGCUUAGAGGGGAGAGAGUGGCUCCAGAUUCCUGCUAUAUAUAAGCACCUCUAUCAUGGGAAUGCAGUGUGUCUGUUAAAUAGGGGAAGGCACAUUUCAGGAUUUCUUGUUAAUCUCCUGGAGAAGGAUUUCUUGAGAAAACUUUUUCAAAUUUCCACAUUUCUGAACUUUUUAUUUCCUUAUUGAUCUUUUCCCAGUUUUUUCUUAUCACAAUUCUUGGUGCUUGCUGGACUGUCAAUGUGUCUGCUUUUCACAAUUUUGAUGUCCCUGCUAAUUUUUGACAUUUAAGACUAAAUGCAAAGACUUUUUAUAUCAGCUUCCUGUUAAUGGCCCAAAGCAUGAAGAUAGGGUCAUACUCAUUGAUGAGUUUUAAUUGAAUGGAGAUGGGGGAAAUUGUUGCAAUAUUCAUUAUCUAAACGAGGCCAUUUAGAGUCUGAGGCAUUGGAUUGGUGGUGAAACGUGUCUGGAGGCUGAUAAUGGCCUAAUUGUGUAGUUGACCGGGUCAUGGUCUUUAUUUUGGGAGCUGACUUUUUUGUCAGAGAAAAUUUAGAUUCAGGCACAGUUCACAAGUCAUCCAAUAUUGAUGUUUAAAAGCUCUCAAACCUGCUCUUUUGCUAAUGUGAGAACAAGCAGCUAUUCUACAACAGGAAACCAGAUGGCAGCAGGUCUAUGCUGUUGACUGUUUGAAAGGCUUAGGUGGUAUUGUUGCCACUGGAGAGGGAUUUAUGUGGGCUUUGGUGGAUUCGGCAUUGUGUUUACCGUUUCUUACAAAUAUAAGGCAGGAUGGAUUGAAACAAAUGUUUUUGUAUGAAAACAUUUUCUAUGGAUAAAACGAGAAUUUAGUCGACAACAAGUCUUUUGUUUUUUACAGGCUGAAUAGGGACUGCGUACGCUGUUGUCUCAGAUGAUUUAUCUCAGUCUACUAAAACCUUUACUAAUGAAGAUUUAUGAAAUAUGAUCACCAAAUGAAAAGACACACUGUCCUUGUUUUGAAGCCUCAGUGCUUGUACGUCAGAGUGGGCAUUUUCUAAAUUUUCUUUGUAACUGGGCUUGUAUGUGUUGUCAGUUUUCUUAUCACAAAGUCUUUUAAGUUGAAACGACAGUGUUAUUCUGAUCUUUUUUUUUCACUGCCAUCCAAACUUUUCUUUUGUUCAUAACUCAUUGUCUUGUGCAGACCCACCUGUAGAGUUUUAUAUCAGUUAGAUAUCUUUUAAAGGAAAAGUUUGUAGACUCAAACCACUAUUUAACAAACACAUUAGGGUGAAAGUUUCAAUGUUUCCUUUUGUGACAUAACUGUAAUAUAGCUGCCUUUACCAAAGUGCCCCAGGCUCACCGACAGAUUGUUGUACCACAGAAAGCGUGUACUAUAUAUAUUUUUUCCCUUUGUCUGUGUUUUAUGUCAGAUUGGGACAGAGAGAAGCUCCUAGAGGCCUGGAUGUCCAAUGCUGAGGAAUGUUGCCAGCGCUCAGGAGUACAGAUGCCCAACCCACCUCCAAGCGGCUACAAUGCCUGGGACACCUUACCCUCACCCCGUACACCACGCACUACCCGCUCCUCCAUUACCUCCCCAGACCAAAUAAGCCUCAUGCCUGCUGAUGAUGAGUCAUCUCUGGUGAGAGAGGACUUUGGGUUUCAUUCAUUUGUAAAAAAAUUAAUAUGAUAACAGGAAGAAGAGAAAUCUGGGGUGACUGUUUUCUUACAGCAAAACUCUUAUUGAAUAGCUAGGCGUCCACAUUUUUCCUGAAAAGGAAGAAACCCAACCUUUUAGAGAGCAUUUUUAUUCAUUAGAAACUUCAAGAUAUUGUAGAUCAACAUCAGUGUAAUGAAGUCUGUUGUUAAACUGUACUUAGCAGUGAAGAGCCUUCAGAUAAAAUUAAAACCGCAAGACCAGAAGCUCCAGGGAGCAGCAUGUUUUCCUGGCCAAGAAACUGCUCCAGCAGCAAAGGGUAAAGCUUAUUUAAAUUGAGUUGCCAUGGUGCCAUAGAUCUCCUCGAGUUAUUCUGCACAUUUUUUGGCAUUUCUACUUCUGCACCUGUUCUUUUGUGUAGUUAUUUGCCAGAGCUAUCUUCUAUACCUUGAAUAUGUAAUUAGUUUACACUGUGAAAUUGGUCUUCAGCAAAGAAUUUGGAUCCCAGAAAUAGAGCAUGUCAUUGCAGUCUGCUGCUUCUGUGUCAGACAUGAUGCAGGUGUUAAAGUUCUUCGUUGCUUUGACGUAUUGCUGUCAUUUAGAAAAAUGAGAGGGGAAGACAACUACACUUGUUUUUCGUUGGAGUCCUGUUAAGGCAUGCAGUUUAGCACCUGUACAGGGAUUAACCAACACAGCUUUCAACAAAUAAAGACAGCCAGAGUCAUAGUUUUAGCCAAUCAGAGGCAGAGAGGGGCGGGCCUUGUGUCCAUGCAUGGUGGUUACAGGUACGCAGAAUGCUUACCAAAGUUUUACUAAUGAAAGUUAUCACAGGUGGAAGUAAUGUUGAUCCAACAGCUAGUCAGUAAGUCAGUGAGUCAUCAUACACACACAGCUUGAUGAUCAGGUAAUACGAUAGAAAGUAGAAAACCUUGUUAGUCAAAAGAUUUUUUCUUUGCUUUAAUCCCUGGAUGGAGGAUGGAUUUUGGUUUGGAAGAACACACACCUCCAGAUUUGCGUGUUCGUUGUAACAUUGGGAUGCUCAUCAUGCUGCUCCCCUAAUGGGAGUCUGGAUCCAGCACAGGGAGAGACUGAACUGUUAGGGUUUAUGCAAAACAAGCAUACACAGCUGCUCUGUACCUCUCUGCUAAUUGUUUUCACUCUACAGCUGAUGUAAAGAGGUAUCAAGUGCCUUCUGCAAGGAAAAUUUGAACACCUUGUAAUUAAGACAAAGAUACACCGAAUGUAUUGUUGCAAUAACUAAGGGGAGGUCAGAAAAAUGUGAGGUGCUGAGGAAACCUCGCGUAAGGUGUACUUUUUUCAGCUGUGCGAACAAAAUCCUGCAUGUGUAGAAGGUCAUUACGUCGCCAUAUUGACCCCCUGCUGCACCAGGGUCUGCACACCGCCUGUUUGAUUGCACUCCCAUUAGCCUGACCUUGUCUGAAAUUUUCUUGAUAAUUAUCAAACAUGCUUGACAUUUUCCUCAGCAGUCCUCUUUGUGAGCAGCUGUUAAGAUGGAAAUUAUGCAAGGAAACGUAAGAUGUCCUCUCCGCUGUUGGCAAUUUGUCUUACUCAGCCACUCACUAACGCAGACUGCCAAUGAAGGUAUCAAGUGUGUUUGAGAACAGUCAGGGAGUCCCAGGGGAAGACAGGAGCAUAGAAAGGCAAAGUCGACUGUACUGCCUUCUAAUUGGUGCUUGGCCUAAGGAUAUGUGCUGACUGUAUACAAUCAGUCACUUUGUUUUUUGCAGCCAUCCUGAGUGCUACCUGAAGAUUAGCCACAUUAAGAUUUAGAGUUAUGUUUGUGAGGAAAAAAUAUGUCCAAUCACUUUUAUUAUACCUUUCAUACUGCAGGAGUUUCAUUUGGUUAUAUUGCACUUACAAACCGUCAACAUAAAACACCUUUAUUUGAAUGUAAAUGCAGAGUUGACUAUAACUGAAAAUCCCUGCCAAGUCUCCCCCUCAAAAUUACAUGCUUGUAUUUUCUAUCUAUGUUUCACACCUGCCACAAAAAGACCAGCUUCAAAUGUAUACUUGCUGUUUGUUAGUUUAAAAGAAAUCUCAGAGAUGACAGUUAGAUGACAGUGGAGUUUAGCAGACUUGAUUUAUCAGUUACUUAAUGAAGAAUUAUUGUCAUUCUCGCACAAUAUCCUUAUCCGUGAAUGUGAGUAGUGGUAUCUUGAACGGCACAGCGCCAAUCGACUCGGCCUGCUCAAGGGCCUGUUUAAAGGUUAUAGUUGAUUAUAUCACAUGCUGCUCUUUCACAAAUCAAUACUUACAUUGUUGAAGUACACUGCCUCUUCUAUGUCUUUUGUCCGACUCAGGCUCUCACUGUAACAAGGCUUGUGUUUGUGUGGGAGUGCGUAAUUGCCCCUGCUUUCGUUUGAUUGUGUCUCAAAUUUGUGCGAAUGUGAGUAAACAUAUUAAAACUGUGAGCCACGUGCAAAUGAGAAGUUAUCUUCUUCUAGGCCUGUGUUGACCUAUGACUGAGGGCUUUUUUUAAUCAAUUAAUGACCACUUUUCUGUUGUGCACUCCAUUAUUUGAGCCUAUCAAGACCUAGUUUCGCUUGUCUCGUCUUCCCAUUGUAUUGUUAACUUUGUUGUAAUCCGAGCACCAUUUCAAGAGCCUUUUCUCUCAGCCUAUUCUUAAGAUUCAAGGAUGUAUAUUUUUUCAUUCAAAGAUGAACAAUGCAUGACUUGUACUGGAGAACUUUUUCUAAUUGUGAGAGUUUAUUGUCAGGAUUAUCUUUAAUAAAAUACCAGAAUUGUCUAGACUGACUGAAAACAAUUUGAACAACUUGGCCUUGAGACUGAUUGUAGACUUUUCUUUUGUUGAACAGUGUGGCAUCUGCAUGUCUUCCAUCUCUGUAUUUGAAGAACCCGUUGACAUGUCUUGUGGUCAUGAGUUCUGCAGGGCAUGCUGGGAAGGGUAAGUCAUCCUUUAGUUGUGUUCAAGGGUUUUGGAUUUUAGUUUAUGUUUUUUUUAUUUUUUAUUUUCUUUUAACAUGUCUGUGUCUUUUUAUGUAUGGACCAUGUUAUUUCAAAAUAUAUGCAUGUUUGUUUUAGGUUCCUGAACCUGAAGAUCCAAGAAGGUGAAGCUCACAACAUCUUCUGCCCGGCCUUUGACUGCUACCAGCUGGUACCUGUAGAAGUCAUAGAGAGUGUGGUGUCUAGAGAAAUGGACAGACGCUACCUCCAGUUUGACAUCAAGGUAUGGAGAUGAGCUUUCUGCACUUCAUUGUAGAUAAGCGCAUAAUUCGUAUGAUUUUAUUCCAGGUCUCCACACCAAUCAUUCAAAACAUGAUGUAAUUUAAGCUGCAUCCAGGGUAUGUUGUAGAAAAGCACAAAGGUCCACUGUGAAUUAGACAUGAUUAUGAUUUAGGGUUUGGUGAUUUUGACAGAAAUAGGAAUACAGGUUUAAAGGGGACGAGAGUAAAUGAUCAGCGAGACUUUUUAGAUUAGAUUAGUAAUCAUCUAAAUGUUAAAAAAACUGACAGGCACAUUUGCAAACUCAAACGACUAAUUUUACAACAGAUAAGAACAACUGUGUCAAUGCUUUCUCCCUGGGAUAUAUCUCUAAUACAGUUGCCUUUACCAAAGUGCCCCUGGCUCGGCAACAGAUUGUUGUUUUACAGACAAAUAUUAAUCUUCCUUGCUUUUUCUCUUGACAGGCUUUUGUUGAAAACAAUCCUGCAAUUCGCUGGUGUCCUGAGGCAGGGUGUGAGAGGGCAGUGAGACUGAACACUCAGGGGCCUGGAAACUCCACCUCAGAUCCUCUCUGCUUUCCCCUCCUUCGAGCUCCUGCUGUAGAUUGUGGCAAAGGCCACCUCUUCUGCUGGUCAGUUAUUAUCUGGAUAACACGGACAUUUUUCUGUAUCUGUGUGUAUUAUAUUCAGAAGUCUGACUUGUAUUUUUGAAAAAGUCAGAUCUUUUUUUGUAUUUGUAGCUGAGAUGGUUGAAAGUGAAACCUUGCUAAGCAAAAACAUGCUUUGUUAUAAGCCUGGUUAUUACAGUAGGAAAUACACUAUUCUUUAUCUGUGACGAUUUAUAAUACUUAUAAUGAUAAUUUAUGGAGCACUGUUUGAGGAAAGAUUUAUGUGGACCAAAAGCAAAACACUCAUUUUAAUGCAAAUAACAUCACAUACCCAAGUAAUAAGAAGAAAUAGCCUGAUGUUUUUUAAGUCACAGCAAACAUAAAGCAAAAAGACACGCAUUUAAAACAGAGGCAAACAUGUAGUAGAGCAGGGAUAGUAUGAUCCUAAAAGAUAAAGAAAAAAGAAAUACAAAUAAAAGAAUAAAUGCAAAAGAAAGAACAAAAUAGAAAUUAAUUGGAGCAAUAAAACAAAAACUUCACACUCGUGCACAUGCCCAUGAACUGGAGUUUACCUUCUAAAUGAAAAAGAGAUUCCUACGUUUUUUCUCAGAGUAAAAACUUCGAUUUAGAUUUUGGUGUCCAGCUCAGACACAGCUGUUAACUGCAGCCAUUUUUCAGGAAGCAAACUAAGCAUCUAAUGACCUCUGCGACAGAGAGCUGAGAAGCUCUGUGGGAGCCAUCUCUGCAAAUAACAGCGCCCUGUUGAUUACUUCUUAAUGACAGAGUGGCUGGAUGACACUGAGUUUUGUGUGAGAGGAUUAUGACAGCCUUCCUGCAGCUCAGUGGUUUUAUACACCUGAAAGUAAAAGGAGAAGAUUUUUGAUAUAAUAUUUCUUUUGUACAAUGGUUGACAGGUAUAAUUUUUCAACAGCUAAGGUACAUUUUUACAGUAUUAAUACCUGUCAUUUUUAUUCACAUUCCAAUCCAAUUUACCCAGUUAUCUUGGCCAGUAACAUGUUUUGAAUGAUCUUUAAUUAAUUCAUUAGUUAAAAUAAUGCAUUUGGUUAUGAUAAGAGUAUUCAUAUCAAAAUCAAUACUAAACUGAACUAUUCUAAACAUCAUGACAGAAGAAUUGAUAUCAAACAUUAAACACUGAUGAGGCAGUCUGCAGCAUCUGCAGAGGUCAUAGGUCUUUCUCUACCAGUUACCAUUCAUGAUCUGGUAAAACCAGUCUUAAGUAAGUUCAGCUCUGCUUAAGUCAAGCUUAGUAUCAAAAACAGUGAGGUUUAUAUCACAUAUAGGUAGUAUAUUUUCCAAACUGUUGAAUCACUCUUUUAGCUUUAAGUAUAAUUAAGGCUGAAUAGGAAUAUGUCAUGAUGGGACUAUUUGACUAAAAUAAGUCCAUGAUUCAAUAUUUAUCGUGAAAUUAAAAAAAAACAAACAAACCUGUUGAGGACUGAUGAAAAUGACAUCCAUUAACCCUGAGAGCUAAGAGCUAAGCUCACGAGGUCCAGUAGAGAGUGAGGUCAACUCUGCUUUCCUGAGGCUCUCUUAAGCUUUUGUCUCUUUCUUAAGCUCACUUAGUUAAUCCUGUGUAUCAAAUUCAUUUUGUAUCGCUGGUCAGGCAACCAAACUUCUCUGUCUUAACUACUAUGUCUUUCAAAUUUAUUGCCAAAACCAGUAUUCUCCUCUUCUUGAUUUGAGACCCAUCAUAAUGAAAUUUUGUUUAUUUCGCUGAACAGUUAUUUUACUUACCGGGCAUUAAUCACAUCACAAUGUCACCAUGUGUCACCUGAUUUAGUUAGCUAACUGGCUUUGUUGGAUUACUAUUUGUAACGUUUUGCUCAAAAUGUGGGUGUGAUUACCAAAGCUGCUUUAGCUGGAGGAGGAGGUAGUAGUAGCAUCAGUUGAUAGACAAACACAGUCAAAGGUAUUACGACAAGCCAGCAUUGCAAGCACUGAGCACCAGUAUUUUUUCUGUGGUCUAGUACCUGUUGUUCAGAAAGUUUAUAGUAGAAGGGAGCUAUGAUUUCACAAUAAUAACUAUCGCUUAAUUCAAAUUCAAAAAACUUUAUUUGUUCCAAAGGGGUAAUUAAAAGGCCACCGAGCAGUGGUAUAAAGGGAAAACAGAAGUAGCAUAAAAAAGGGUGUAUGGUACGAAAAUACAAACAACUGUUAGAAAUUAAAUGAACAACAGUCAGUGCAAUAACUGCACAGCUGCAGGGUUGAUACAGACAUAAAUGUGAGCUAUAACAUCAUGGGACCCUGACACUCUAUGGUGGAACAGAAUUGAUAAGUUUCAGACUUUUUUGAUUGAAGCGUUUUUAAAGUGCAGUCCUUAAAAGAACUGGGUUUCAAUCCUCAUCCUCGUCGAGGCAUAUUGUUUCUGUUCGUCUGUCGAUUUUUCUCCUCUCUCAUUUCUCGACAUGGUAAAAUCACAAUACUCCUACACCUCAGGUUGAAGGAAUUGUGGUGCUCCAGAAGCCGCUGGAGCGCCACAAUUUUCAAAACUGUCCUCUUGUUUCUUGCCAUGAACGCUGGUGUGUGUGCUAUUCUUCACUAUACUGCAUCUGAGGCAGCGAGCAGAGUGCAAAGGCUGAUGGCUGAUUUCUGUAGUUCCUGUUUCACUCCACUCAGUUUCACUGCAGCUGAAACAGAACUACACUUGCUUAAAUAUUCUGACCAAAAGAACCCUCCAACCUGCUUUUAAUCCAGUACUAAAAAUGUGUAUUGCCUGUGUAUUAUGAGCAAGUAGUGCCUGUGAGCAUGAAGGCCAAACUCCAAAACCUCUGGUGUCUGUUUGAAGGAGUGUCUGUUUUCUUUAUUUGUAACCACUCAUCCUCUCACUGUGUGAGUUAGCUUUGCAGCAUGCUCAGGGGCAGUGGGGCCCAGAUGCUGUAGUCCUGUGAUUUUUGCCCUCUGUAUAAGUCCUCCUGUAGCCCUGCAGAAUGUCCUUGGAGCCAACCUGUGUUAUGUCACGACCUCCACCCUGCUCUAACUAAAUCUUCUCACAUCACUGCUCUUGAAUGUGGUCGAAUACACGUGUCAGGACUACUAAAGAGUUCACUUGAUAUGACAUUUGUUAAUGUAACUGGUACACGUCUGACUUUUUCCCUUUCUAGCCUUUCCCUUUCUUGAAAGGCAGAUAUGAGUUAUUGAUGGUUGUCAGUUUUGACAGCGUCUGUGAUGGCGCUGUGUGAUCAGCAUGUUCCUCAUUAGUCUCGAUUGUUGGUGUAGCCAAGGGACAAAAACAAACUGUGGAUUAUUUUGACUGUCUCUGUAACCCUUUAUGUCUUUGUGCAAAAGCGGAAAAUAAUGACUAUUUUUAAUACUACGGUCAAAUACUUAGAGUUUGACCCACUAUUCAGAGGUAGGAGAGAAAAGCGAAUACGAGAUGAGUAGGAGGAAAAAAAGAUGGAGUGUUCCAGAGACAGAAUUAAAGGUGAGAGACGGAGAAUGCACAUGAAAGAAAAAAAUCACUCAGUAUGUCUCUAACUUUGCAUUGUCAAUCUCAAAGUCACAGUUAAAGUUUAAAAGAGAAGAGUCCCACUUAUCUUUUCUUUAAAUGCUUGAAAAGCAAGGUCCACUUUGCACAUUUUGCAGACAUCUCUUUUCUUUUCCUUGGUGAGGGUGAAGUGCUCUCAGACAUACAAGGUUUUGGUGUGCGUGGAUGUGCGCUGUUCUGACCUCAUCCCAGUUGCUGUUUGGCCCACCCAAUUCUCAGUGGGGAUAGAAAUUCUCGUCAACUGAGCUUCGCAAAACGGACGUUACAUCCACUCACAGCAUAAGACAGCAUGCGGGAUGACAUAACAGACUUAAGUUAGGUUGUUGGCUAAUAAAUUUGCCUUCAAUUUUUGUCAGCUAAAUCAUUUCACCCCUGUUUUGUAUAUUCCAGGGAGUGUCGUGGCGAGGCCCAUGAGCCCUGUGACUGUGAAACCUGGAAAAUGUGGCUCCAUAAAGUUUCUGAAAUGAAACCUGAGGAAUGUGAGUAUCAGCACGAAUCAGUGUAACGCAUAAAACUGUAGCUGAAUUUACAAUUCAAAUUGUUCAGAGGAAGAUUGUCAGAAUCUUAAUGUUAGAUUUUUCUACUUCCGUAUUGAAAGGGAAUCCUGCCAAGCCGCUUUGUUGUAAAUUAUUCAGACAAAGAAGUUAAGUUCAGAGGUGUUGUCUUCCUACUUUCCCUUAGUUUUCGGGUUGCAGUCAAGUGAUUGAUUUGGAGCUAAAUGGCCUGGAACUCAACCACAGUAAUUACAAACUGUUUAGUGCUGAGCCUAUUAAAACCAGCCAUCUUGAUGAUAAAUUAUUAACUGAAAUGAACAGCCCCUCUCAUUGAAAGUGUGCAUUGUUUAGAAGCAGUAAUUGGACUGUUGGUAAUCUAAUAGAUGAUUUAAGAUGCUCCAAGUCACUCCAAAGUGCCACUUCUUUGAUGUGACUGUCCAAACAUAAAAGCAAUUAUUUUGUUGUGGAACCACCCUCCCCUUCGAUUUUUCUGGAUUUGUGUUUAUCCUGGCAUUUCGAACUGCACAUCAGAGGUGCUUUGGUAAUAGCCAAUUAUGCUGUAGUGUAAGAGUGUGAGGGAGGGGGGACGGCAUGAGUAUCUUGGGAGAUGUUAGCAAAAAUAAGCAAUACACAUUAGUCAGGCAGGACAAUUUCCCCACUCAGUGCAGUGGUCUGUUUAGAUGUUGUGGUAAUAGCCAUUCUCAUUCUGUCUCAUUAUGCCUUUAUUUGUUCUCUUUAACCCCCUCCCCCACUCGCGUUGAAGUGGCUGGUGUGAGUGAAGCGUAUGAGGAUGCAGCCAACUGCUUGUGGCUGCUCUCGAACUCCAAACCCUGUGCCAACUGCAAGUCCCCAAUCCAGAAAAAUGAGGGCUGCAACCACAUGCAGUGUGCUAAGGUAAGUGAAGAUCAGAGGUGUCAAGUCCCUGUCUUAUAAAGACACUCUUUUAUCUCUACCCCAGCGGUGAGUAGAUUGUUUAAUAAGUAGAACCCUUUAUUUUUAUACACAAAUCCCGAUCCUGUUAAUUUUUGUCAUAGAGAUUAGCACAAACAUUUAAUCUAUGAAAUAGGGUAGAUAUCAUUCAGUUGAUGGAUUGUAAUCUGCUAUAGAAAAGGAUGUGCACUUGUUGCUCUUCAGUUAGCAUAACAACAGGCAUUUUGUGAUGGGACUGAAGAUAAAACUGUAUUAUUUUAAACUACAAAGGUGCUGAUUUCUUCUUCUGAAUCUUUGCCUCUGAAAUAAAAAAAGGCUUUUUCAGCAGCAUGCUGUUAAUCGUAUUGCCUGACAUCCACCCCAUGGCAGGAGUUGUCAGUGUUCGUUUGAAACUCAUCACAAAAGCUUUAGUUACCUCUUUGGUUCAUUGCUGUUCUUUUAACAGCUUUGGCAUCUUUUGCACAUUUUGUAUUUUGUCCGCAGCAGCCACCCGUGCAAUAAUUGUCCUCAGAGGUUGACUCCAGACACUAAAAUGUUUUUUUUGUGACUUCCUGUAUUCAUGUGAACAAAUGCAAUUUGUUCACAGUAAAAUUUAGUAUAUAAUCUUCAUAAAAUAACCGGGCACAGACACAUUUUUUAUUUUCCAUUUUCUAAAUGUUUCCAACCCUUUUCAUUUUUGAAGACCCACAGAUGUUCCUCUGGCUAAGAGCUCAUGCCAAAUUCGAAGUUUACACUCAAGAUAUCUCAUAAGCUACUCUGCUUGUUGUCAUAAAAUGUUCCACAAAUAAAAUCAUGCCAGGCUGUUAGGAGAGCAUCAACCUACAACAAUCAACAACUAGAAAAGCACUUGGAGAGCGCAGACCUCCGCCAAGCAGCUCAUGUCCCCCCUUAAACAAGAAAUGCCCUGACUGGGAUUUGAACCCAGGACAUUCUGGUUGUGAGGCGACAGUGGUAACUACUACACCACUGUGCCACCUAUCUACACCACUGUGCCGCCCAUUGGUUAUCUUUCAGCAUUGAAAAUUCCAAUGACACCCUUAUUUUUGUGUGUUCUGGAUCACAGUAUCCAGAAUUUUGUCCGGAUCACCACCAAAAUUUAAUGGGAUCCUCCUGGGGCUGACACGCACCCCUGGUGAAAAUUUCAGGUCAAUCCGUCUGUUACUUUCUCCGUAAAGUUGCUAACAGACAAACAAACAAACCAACGCUACUGAAAACAUAACCUCCUUGGCGGAGGUAAUAACCUGCUGAUUAUAACAGCACAUUUUACUACUAGAAAUACAAACCCUUCAGUGGACACAGGUGUCCAUGGGGCUGUAGACCUUGAGUCUUAUUUAUUCGACUGUUUUUACAGUAUGUACACAAGUCAUUGAUUUAUGUUGGAAAAUUACCAGAGAGUACUUUUUUUUUUUGCAUUCAGGUUUUGAAUUUCAUGAAAGGUGGUUAGGACUCCUUGAGGCAUAACAGCGCAAGUAGUCUUAGGUUUGAAGAGAUUUGUCGGAAUUUUAUUUAUGGAGGAGAAAGUGACACAUGGACCACAUACUACUUGUGUCAGGAUAAAAAGUUGUACAUCGUAGCUCUUAGACAGUGUGUGGUUUGAGCAUGAGGGUUUUAAGAUGCAGCCUUUCCUUCAUAAUGAACUUAAUACAAACCUGAUCAAAGUUUCCAAAGACAUUAACAUGGGUUUCAGAAGUAUCAUCACAAGGGAAAGUAAAGGUGGAAGCCUAUCCUCAGUUUGUUUUGAAGAGGCACACAGAUCAGUUUUUACAUUUUUAUAAAGCUCAUUUAAAAGCUGCUUCCAUUUCCUCCUAAACCAUUUUUAAAUGACAAAAAAGUGAUUAAUCGGGCCAGGUUUUAUUAAUAUACUGUUGUUCUAGAUGGCUGCUCUUAUUUGUUGAUCAAAUUUGGUAAAGGUUUUCUGUUUCAUUCUCAAUGGGAGGUAAAAUCUUUCAUUGAGCUUCUGCUUAAACUGACAUGAACCGGUGAUGCUGCCAUGCAAUCCAUCAAAUAACUGGAAAGCCAGCGAGCCCUGUCGUUAGUCAGCAGCCUCUCUCUCUCUAAGAUGUAUGUGAGAGUAAUACAGUAGUUCAUGAGCCAUGUUGACUGACAGUGCUUCUGUUACUGCCACUGUGGCCCAAGGGCAGACCAUGAAAUCAGCACAGUGCAGUCACACAACCACUCUCCCUCUGUCUCAGUGACAGCCUUCUCAAUGCCCCUGUCCCUGUUAAAGAGGCAGACUAGAGAUUGAGAUUAGUUUGAGAGAAAUGAAACAGCUUUCACAGGCUGAAAGGCCACGCAGGGCUCAGCCUUUUGACCUGUUAUUACCUGGUAAGAAAUGGUUUUACCCCUGUUGCUUGGAAACAGGAGACUCAGUGUUGCCAAGGAACAUUUCUUUGUCUUUUCACAGCUGUUUCCUCCCCUCCAGUCUGGCUUCACAGUUUUUUAUCUUAAGUCUCUCCAUUUCACACGCUGUCUUUUUGUGUCUCUCUGUGCUUUCAUUCAUCCCCCCUCCCAUUCCUUCUUUUUCUAUCGAUUUUCCUGAAGUCUCAUGUAAGCGUGGUGUUUUGAGGAAACCACAGGUCUCAGCCUUUAGGGUUUUUCGUUGCUCUGGCCAACUUGUCACCAACAGAAAUACAUGUGGCAAAGCAAGAGAAAUCACUUACUCUCAGAUAGGCUGUGGACUGAAGUGGCUGUAGUGUUUUGUUGUUCUACAACACCCGAUGGGACUUGGUGAUCUCAUAUGUUGUCUGAGUGCCUUCUAGUGGCAGCGGGCUACAAUGAUUCACCACUGUGCUCAAACAGAGCCCGUGACCUCUUUUCAACUCGGACAACUGUUUAAAAAAUAGACAAGAAGAGUAAGACACAGACAAGACAGAGGGAGGUUUAUUGAUCAUGGUUCUUGGGUUUAGGAGUUAUCCGGCAUCCUUGAAUGUUAGUCUUUGAGGAAGGGCAUGACAAGCAUUUGCAAACGUUCUCUUCACGACUUCAAGUCUUUGAGAAAAAGAAACAAAACAACCUUAUUCCUAUUUUAUAAUGUUGAAGUAAAAGCACAUCAGCUGAGUUGUAACACAGCUUUGGUUUUCAGUGGAAUAAUAAUGUGAAAAUCAGAAUAUUAACAUGAAUUUUGGAUGUAACUUCUGUUGUUAUUUCAGGCUCAGAUUUUUUUGUUGUGAUAACUGACUGGAGUAGAUGGAAGUGUCAAAUGACCUUUUCCUCUCUGCAGUGUAAGUAUGACUUCUGUUGGAUCUGUCUGGAGGAGUGGAAAAAGCACAGCUCGUCAACAGGAGGCUACUACCGCUGCACCCGCUACGAGGUCAUCCAACAGGUGGAGGAGCAGUCCAAGGAGAUGACAGAAGAGGUAUCUGUUCAUAUAGGAGUUGAACAACUGUCUACAUUGUCAGGUUAUUCUGAUGUUGUUGUGUUGGAUCAGUGAUAAUGGCAUUAAUAAGGCAAGAAGGAGACUUGCCUGCAGUGUAAAUACAACACUGCAGCUCAACUUGAUGUCUAAUAACUUUUGUUUUUCUCUGACUGUUAACUGUACAACACUUCACAAACUUUACUGCUACUUGUUUGUGUUGUAUAACAGAGAAUCUAGCCCUGAAGAAAAGGCUGCUUCUGUCUCGUAAGCGCUCACUUCUCUCUUACUCUUACACUCUGAGAUUAUCUGUAUUUUUAAAUUUGAAGUCUUUAGCCCAAACUGGUGCUGACUCAGGUGACAUCACUCUGGGCAACGUAUCAGACUUCAAACAGCUCCGUUUGGUGUCACAAAGGGUACGAUACAGCUUUUUGAAAACCUUGUUUUCCUGAAAACCCGUCGAUGGACUUUGAUGUGCAAAUCAGGGGGAGUUCUCCUUGAAACACAUUGAGGAAUAAUGCAUUUCCACAGUGGAGUGAUUACAAUGUGCAGAUAACCGAUAAAUGACUUUUUCCCUGACUGCCAAACACAUUUCAAAGCAUUGCUGUAGGUUGUCACCUUAUCAGCUGUCAAGUGGAUCAUCCAUCAGACCAAACCUAAUUCACAUGCUCUUUUAAUCCUCACAUUUCACAGUUAGGGGAGCACCGCAUGGAGGACAGUGUAAUGACUUUAUAUGUUGUCAAACACAGCAGAUUGUGAACAAAAGUUGACACUAUAUAUGCAUAUGUAGGGUGUAUAUAUAGUGCCCAUUGGGGUGCUUAUACACUGCAAGUACUUUGGUCUAAUAAGCUUGCAUGAAUGAUACACACAGCAGGAAAUACACAUACCAAAACAGCUUUGUCCAGACUCUCCCAUAGAGCCGUCUGUUGUCAAUUCCACCUUCCUUCAUCAGAGGUGAAAAGAAGUUCAUUUUCAGUCUGCACGGGUGCCCCUACCAAUCAAAAGUGCUGAUUUCACCUGUGGCACGGCUCACUUACUGUGAACACUCUCAACCAAAGGAGCCGCACUCUCCUCUGUGAGGGGGAACGGCAUGCUCUGCAGUUUAUUAACUGUGACUGGUGUCUCAUCACGCUUUGCAGGCAGAGAAGAAGCACAAGAGCUUUCAGGAACUGGACCGUUUUAUGCACUACUACACACGCUUCAAGAACCAUGAGCACAGCUAUCAGGUAAACAGGCCAGGCUUAGCCUCCCAAUGAUGUCUGCUUUGCAUAGUGAUGUAGUUACAGUCAUGCUGCGGAUGCAGCUUAUGGGAACGUGUGAUCUGGUGUAAAACUAGCACUUAACCUCACAGAACGGCAUAACCUCAGAGGGAAUGUGAAGAUAUGAGGAUGAAAGUGUCUUCUGUAAUCUGUAUUCUGUGACAAUAUUACUUGAAACUGGCCUACUUUUUCCACCCAUUAAAGAUAUUUAUCAGACAUCAAAACACCUUGAUUAAAAAAGCUGCUGUUUUCACUGUUGUUUAUAUACAGUAUAUAGCAUAUUUUGGACUUCCCACAUUGUUUAGGUCAUCUAUUAAGAUGACUUUUUGUGAUUUUUUGUUUUACAAAUUUUAAAUCGAUUUUUAUGUUUAAUUUUUUUUUUUCAUAUUUAAGAAUAAAUCUUAAACCGACUUACAUGUGAUGUGUAUUUUUUCAGGGAAUAUGGUUCCUGGAAUAGUCAUUAGACAAUCAUAAUCAUUCAACUGUUUCAUUGGUGUCAAAAUUGCAGACUGACGUUCGAGAAAAUUGACAAUAUCGUAGAAUCGCAAUUUAAAUCGAAUCAGCAUCCAAAAAUCGUAGAAGAAUUGAAGCAUAUCAUCCCAGCCCUACUAACAGUGUUCUGUCUUCUUCACUUUAGCUGGAGCAGCGUCUCUUAAAAACCGCCAAAGAGAAGAUGGAGCAGCUCAGCCGAGCCCUGAGCACAAGUGAGUGUUGGGUCUCUGUUACACAUUGAGACAUGUCUUAAUCUAGCGGUCUGAGACCGAGCUUGUACAAGCAGACAGGGGAAAAAAAAACACAAAAGGGGUUUCAAUAAUGGAUUAGCAACAGGCAAGUCUAAGUUGUGAAAAAAAAAUCUAUGUAGUGAGUAAUCUUUGUCUCAAAUUCCUCAUCUGUACAGGCAGUUAAACUCCGUGUAGCAUAGCCAAGCUUGAUUCUCACAGAGUAGAUUGCUGUGGUGUUACUUACAUACUUAUAUAACUCUGGCUGGCAGCUGACAGGGAAAUUGAAAUGUUCAUAACUCAGAGUUUAUGAAACCAGCUUCGUUUAAAAUAUGCAUAUUUCCUGACACUAAGUAGUCUAGGUUAUAAAAAAAACAGUCCACCAAAAAUUUGCUACAAUAGAUCUGCUCUUUCACAUGCUUUAAUUCAGGAUUUCUCAUCAUUUUGAAUCAGUAUUCUUUGAUGUGUGGGUAAUUUAAGAUGGAAUAAAAGAUGUAUUCCUAAAAAGUGAUGGAAAAAACCUCUUUUUUGUGUCCUGGCACUCUCUUAUUCUGUCCCAGGGGAAGGAGGCCCACCUGACACCACAUUUAUUGAAGACGCAGUCCUGGAACUACUGAAGACCCGCCGCAUCCUCAAGUGCUCUUAUCCUUAUGGGUUCUUCCUGGAGCCUAAAAGCACAAAAAAAGAGAUCUACGAGCUUAUGCAGGUUUCAGCCCUACUUAUUGAGGAAAAAAAAGACAAAUGUUCACAGCGGCAGGUUUUAUGUGGGCCAUUAGAGAAGUGGGACCGGAGUUUUCCGUGCUAUGAUCUUCACAGUCUGACCUAGUUAAACUUGCAUAUCUUGGCUUUUAGUUAAACAUCCCAGUUAUAUAAUUUAUAAACCCUGGAAUAAACAAGGAUUGCUCUACCUGCUUUCUUUAAUGUUGUGGUAUUAAAAUCUGGUGAAACAAUCAGAAAGGCUCCCAGAGGUCUUAAAAUGUUAUCCAAGUUUUUGAGAAGUUGAGAAGUACACAGCAGCCCCACAAAGAAGUUGAUAACUUCUGAAGUCGUAUUGCCCUUCAACAUCACAGUUUUGGAACAGAUUAUUUUAUCUGACAUAGUUAAACUUUAAAUUGUGGAUUCGUACUUGAAUAUAGAUGACUCACUUACUGAGUUUACCUGAAAAAAAUCUCCCAGCCAGCUUUCUUUGUGUCCUCAGACGGACCUGGAGAUGGUGACUGAGGACCUUGCGCAAAAGGUUAAUCGGCCUUAUCUGCGGACGCCGCGCCACAAAAUAAUCCGUGCUGCGUGUCUGGUGCAGCAGAAGAGGCAAGAAUUCCUGGCGUCAGUUGCCCGCGGAGUGGCCCCUAAUGACUCUCCUGAUGCCCCGAGGCGCAGGUAAUAUAAACAGAAAUGUAGGAUGUUGACUGCAUAUGUUAUUGUGGCAAAUAAAGAACAAUGCUUGAAUUUUACAGAUGGGUUUUUGAAAGUGAUCAAUGGGCCUAAAAAUUUUAGCAGUUCACAGAAUCUCUGUCCCUUUUUCUCUUUCAGUUUUGCUGGUGGGACGUGGGACUGGGAAUAUUUAGGCUUUGCAUCACCUGAGGUAAGAAACAAGGCCUCAUUAAUUUCAGUUUAAAUAUCAACUUUCUGUCAGAACAACAUUUACAAAGCGUGUGAUUUGAUACUUGAAACAACAACCUGAUAUGACACAUAUUUUUUUUAAUUCAAAUGCAUGUUUUCGUGUGUCGGGACCAUAGACUGUAAAUAGAAUGAACAGCGUCUGCCUCCUUGCUGGGUGAAGCCACUCCGCACCCUCUGUUGACAGGCUGCAGUAUAAGUCAUAAAUCCCUCCUCCGCCAGCAAAGUUUCUCAAGUCCUCUUUUUUCUGUGAAGCUCCGUUUUUAAAAGUUAUUAGGGGGUUCAUGUUGGCUAUGAUUGACACCUGAUACAGCCUAUGGGCGUUUAGGGAUUGCGUAGCUCUCCCGGGGGAUACGCUGUUUGAGCCGAGCGUCAUCACAGUGACUCGCUGCGACUGCGCGCCCGAAUGCGCGCAUCGCUACUGCACAGCGCUGGUUUCAGGAAAUGAAGAAAAAACGUGGAAAUACCGAGAGCUAUUUUUUGCUUCAAAUCCGUAUACAGGCGGUAGGUGGAACCAAGUUUUCCAUAGUAUAAACAGUCUAUGGUCGGGACUCACUUCUCUAGUGUUGUAUGUUUUCUAAAAUGGAAAAGUAGGUGUUUCCAAAAAUAAUUCUAAAAAGUAGGGUAUGGAAAAGUAUGGAAUUUCCAACUGUGUAGGAACCCUGAUUCACAGAUGUCUUUAUAUAUGGCAUUUAAAGUUGGAUUUUGACAUUGUUGACUGCCUUAUUUUCAAACAACUACGUCUGAGACUUAAAAAUGCAAAAAUAAAAAAAGUAGGACGUUACCAGCUGAUUUGCAAUACAAAAAAACUGGACUCCUUUGUGCUGCCACUGAGAUCCACACUCCAAUAAAUGCCUUAUUACUACAGAUACACUGCUAUGCUUACCAAAACAGACACCUGUGGUUAAUCAGACAGCCAUCUGUGAAUAGGGAGCGCUUACCUAACCAUGUUUUACCAGUGCAGGAGCAUAAAUCAUGACUACUAAGCAUAUUUGCUGAUUCAGCCCUUCAUUAUACCUGUUUUUACUGAGAAGGUGUUAAUUUUCUGAGCGUUCAGGUAUUACCAGUGCGACUUCAGCUGUUGGCAGCACCGAAAAACUGUGAUGACCAACAGAUCACCAUGUUAUUAAACACACUGUAGCAGGCCAGAUGGUUCAGUGUUCCCCAGUGCACCCGCUUGUAGUGAUGAAAAGCACAGCACACUCCGGCAGACACCUAAGCAGGUUGCCUCCAAUGAUUGUGCAUUAGUGCCAGGCGUUUAUAGUUAACUUUUACAGUCAUAAAACUGUCGACCACAUAAUGGUUUGAUUAUUGACCUCCCUGCUUUUUUCGGCACAGCUUGAUGCACACACUCAUUACUGGGGUAUAAGUCAAUAUACUGCAGUUUCUGUUAUUGUUGAGUUUCUCGACUGCAGCAGUUUUAAAACACAGAGGCUUUUCAUCUGGAACACAUUCACUCAGCUCCAUCACUCCUCAGGCUCUUAGUGUCGCCUCCGUCUGAAGUGUUAAAAACACGACACAAAUAUGCAAAUUUUACAUCAAACCUCAGCCUCUCGGGUUAUUGUGCUCAUCUUUUUACAGCAUAAGCGGGCAUUUCCCUAUUGACAGGAAAACAAAUGACAAGAUCAGACUGCCAGUUUGAUGAAUGACUUGUGAAACUCCUUAUUCUUUGCCUGCUCAGCACCAUGAAGUCAGGCAGAGUUAAGCUUUGUGAAGCUUUUGUUUGCUUAAGGUUUACUGAGCAAACAGCCGCUGUUGGACAAAUAUCUAAACUAAAGCAGAAAACCAGGGAGCUUGUACAAUAAACUUUGAGGCUUGAAGACAGAAAUCACAUAAAUGCCCAGGAUGUCUGAGAUUAUCUCAAUGUGGGAUUUUUUUUCCAUUUGGCAUUAUGCUAUCGAGUUAAGUGUUCCAGUAUCUGAUAUGAAGCCCUGUGACAAGAUAACGGGAAUCAAUUCCCUACAAAAUCCUUUAAGAUACUCCAUUUUCUGCAGAUUAUGAAAUAUUAAGAUGCCUUGAAUUAAAUGACAGGUUGUGUGCAUUAUCACUUCCUGCUGGAUGGAGCACACCUGAAAAUGAAGUCAGGUUAUAAAGGGAGGAUUUUAGGACCAUCCCUGUCUGCUGUUUCACGGAGGGUAUAAACGGAAAUUGAAAAAAGAAGGAGCUGUGUCCAUUUCUGUCUUAGUGUCAUUUCUGACACUGUUAGUUUUCUCUUUGCUGAGCGUUACCUUUAUCAGUCCUCUAAAAAAUGUAGUCCACAACCCAACAAAAGAAUAUUCAACCAAUUAUGUUCAGAAGCUGCAAGAAAGGAUUUAAUUAAGCUUCAAAGCAGCAGCUUAUCUUCUAAAGAACAAAUAAUCAAUGAAAAACUCAUCUCACCUCCAUCUCCUUCUUUCCUGCAGGAUCUGAACCUGCAAUAUUUUAUGGUUGUCUAUAGAUUAUUUUGGGCAUGUUUAUUUGUUAAAAAGUGCACAGUUAAUAUUGCCACCAGAUGCUGAACACUAAACCCCUUCUAAAAAAAAAGCUUUUUAUUUUGGUCCCCUAAUUAAGCGCCCCUGCCUCUCAGCUGCAGUAGUUAAUGGGAACAGCAGAGUUAUAAUCAAAGCCUGAUGACACUACCUCACAGGCACUGCUACAGAUGGUCCCUGGCUCUCACAAUGCCUGCAGAUCGCUUCAUGGUGGGCUAUUUUUAGGGAGCCGGAAACAUGAAAGACAGUCGGCAAUGGGCUUUUGAUUGUGCGAAUGUGAGUCAGUGAUGUCUGCAAAUGUAUAAAUGAUGGAAUAAAGAAAGCACUUUGAUUAUACCCCAGGAUAUUGAGUUAUAAAUGGAGAAAUUAAAUUUAGUAUGCCCACUGUGGCUACGUCAGGGCGCUGUAUAAUCCAAGUAUGGCUUACACAUAGAGCUAGCUUAGAAACUUAAAAGGAGUAUCGGUGAAUCAGCAGGAUUUGAAUGGCUGUAACUCACAAUUAGUGGAAUAACAAUUUCCAAAGUAACAUCAGCCUGGUUUUUGAAAGUACAGAUGCACAAACUAUACCGCUUUUCUAGUACAUCUUGUGUUGUCAGGUAAAUGUCAUAGCUUUAUUGCACUACAUUAUGAUUUCCCAUACAAAGAUAACACCUGAAUCGGCGCCCAAGUGUAUUUUAGGCCACCAAAGUUUCCUGCUGUCCACUUUAUGUUUUCAUUUUUAUCGUAUGCAUAUGGCCCCAAUCUGUGAUUAAUGAUCCAGACGAUCCCUGUGUUGCUCUCUGCCCCUCAUGACUUAUAACCUGACACUUUCCCUGCAGGUGAUCAGAGACAGGUUCAGUAGUCCCUCUUGUUCAUACACUGAUUGAACCGAGUGACAUUUCAUCUCACAUAUGAACCUUCUCAAGCUGCUGUGUGAGAAAUUACUAGCAGCUGGUUGCUGCUGCUGAUUUCAUUCAGCACCGUCUUCGUUGUGGAUUGUUUUAUAGACAGUUCUCAUCCACACCUGAAUCACCUGUGAACAAAACAGCGCUGAUGAAUUUUGUCAUCAAUGUAUGUUGCACCAAUUCACAGAUGCUUAUCAAAAAAGCGAAUAUACACCAUACUCUAUUUUCAAGGACUCACUGUAAAGAUGGGGUAAGAUUGAGUCCCAUCAUGUAAGAUCAGAUCUACUCACAUCCCAUCUUCAACCACAAGUAGCCAUGUUUACAUGUGCAAAAUUUCUUAAUCUGAUUAAAAUUUGAGGAAUCAGAAAGUCUGAAUCCACUGUUUAUACGGGUGCAAAAUCAUACUAUCCGAUCAUGACGUGCGUAUACAUGCACCAAGCUUUAUUCAUAUUGGAAGCAUUUGGACAUGCGCAGAGUUGUCUAAUUUUGCUAAAACAACCGCAGAAGAAGAAGAGUUGUACUUACGCCUGUGCUGUCAACAAACCAACAAACGCGGCAUUGACUCACUUCAUCCAAUUCAGGAUUUUCCCCUGGAUUGUUGUCACCAGAUGGCGCCCUUGCAUACUUAUUAUUACUGAUCUAUCCAAGGUUGCACUGUACAUGCAGAUGUGACAUCAUUACGCUGUAUGUACGCUUUGUCAUGUUACCGGGGGAGCAGACACGGCACAUACGAUUGUGUUUUAUGCCCGAGUGUGAAUAAUGAAACCGCCUGAACUGGCCUCGAUAAUUAAACCAAAGGCUAAAGAGUGAAGGCCAAGUCAGGUAAGAGAGUCACGUCGGAAUAAGCAUUUACAUGGACAUGUUUCGGAAUAACAAUCAGUAUAAACCAACCCUCUUGAUCGGAAUACAAUUUCUUUCCGAUUGAACUGAAUUGGAUCAGAAUCUCCCGAUCGACAUGUUUACAUGAUGCAUUUUUAUUCCAAUCAGGCAUUUAUUCCAAUAAUUUGUGCCCAUGUUAACGCAGCUCUGGUCGCACUUGGCAGCAUUUAGCAUGUUACAGUGGAUAUAAAGAACUUCCAUUUACAGGCAGAAACCCUGAGCAGAACCAGACUCGUGUAAAACAGUCAUCUGCUGCUUCUGCACUGGGUUUAGAGAGGGGAUAGAGGGAGAUGCAGACAGAAAGAGAUGGUCAGAGGUGAGAUUGAUGCUGGUUGUUGAAGCAGCAGAAGGCAGGCAGGUACACCGCGUCAAAAGUCUGCAGCAGACAGAGGAAUCUGUGACACGAUGGAGCACACAGGGACUCCCAGAAAAGACUGUGUGUUAGUAAUUCUAAUGGGACGUGAUGAUUCAAAGUUAAUGAUACGGAUAAAUAGAGGAUGGAGAAGGAGGGACAGGUGCUCAAUGUGCCAGGACCCUCUGCAAUCUGAACCUGUAGCAGCAUAACUAAGAGCUGGCCCAGGCCUGAACCAGCUCAUAAGAUCAGACAUACAGAAAAGAGAAGUGUUUGAAGUCUCGGCCGGACACUCUGCUGAACAAAGAAAGAAGGAAAAGCCGUCAGUGUGGUGUAUGUGCGUGUAUAUAUGUAUAUUUUGAAAAGUCUAGACCAAUGAUACAAACGUAGAAUCUGUUCAUAGAGAGCUUGCUAGUCUGCUCUCUGUAGAAAGAUGGUGUAUAGAGUGUGUCCGUGUCUUUUGGUUCAUCUGCAGUCAGGGACAAAAAUCUAAAAUAUUAAGGAAGUCAGACUUUAUUAUGAACACACUGAACCCAUUAACUGACAUUUUUAAACUUAGUGAACCUACCAGUCCACCAGCUCCCCCUUUUAAGAGUGACAUUAAUGGAUUGGAGUUCUCAUAAUCCAGCCUCAUUCAGGUCACUGUUUCUUGACCUAAUCCAAAGGUUAGCUGCUGUAGAAAUGCAGGAAAAAUGUUUGACAUGACCAUUUAUUCUUGUGAACGUAACCCUUCUACCACAUGUAUAUUUAUCAUUACGUUUGCUCUCUAAAUCACAACUAGAUGGCCAUCUGUGAUUGUACAUGUCCACUCCACUAUUUCUAAACAGUAUUUCAUUUCAUUCUUUCCAGUUUUUCAAGAAUUUCUGUGCAUUACUCUUUAAUAUAUUCUUAAAGAACAUCACUUCCACUUUGAUAAGGUAUUCUGACUGCUUUUGAGAUCAGUACACACACAAGUAUUUUCAAACAUCUGAUCCUCAUGUUGCUUUAUUUCUGAUUCUCUAGUGAGCGUGUGCUCUGCCUGGACUCAGUCUAGACUGAACCCUAAUGAACGAAGGUCUGGUCUGCAGAUGAAAGUGUGUGAAUCAUUCUCUUGGUGCUGAUAUUUCUUGGGAAAGAAAUUCAGACCUCAUUUAAAGCAGACUGUGUCUACUUUCUUGAAUCAAAGUCACCACUUUACAAAUUCACCUUUCAAAUGUUUAUAACAAAACACUUUGAUGUGAAUCAAGGGAGAUGUAAGAGUAGCCUUCAGAUCGGCAACACACUGCAACAGACUUCAGGUCAGAGAGCAAUACUUGAUGCUUCGAGUUGGAGCUGGACUGGAUGAAGGGCAUGUUUUCAGAGAUGUUUUUAAAUUUGUAUUUUGUGAUUUUUUGUUUUUAAUUUUAGGAGUACGCAGAGUUCCAGUACAGACGGAGACAUAGGCAACGGAGGCGAGGUGACAUGUCCAGUCUUCGCAGUAACACACCCGACCCAGAUGACCCCAGUGACAGUACUUCAGGUACUACAGGGGACAAACUGGAUAAUACUUCUUUAUAUGUUUGUAAAUGUAUAAGUAUAGUGGUAACUCUCUAGUCUGAUUCAUAUACAAUUUAAGUUGUACUUCAUUUCUGGUUUGGACUGGGUUGUGUGUACAAAUACACAUUGAUAUACUUUUGCUAUUAAUAGCAGAGCGGGGUUUGGGAACUGAGAGUAGAGCAGGGAUGCAGGGAGUUUGGUUGAUGUUCAUAAACAUGACAUAAAGAGGGGAAAUGUACAGCUUAGUCUCAGACCAAUUUUUGAAUUAAGAUAGAAUUAUAAAACUACUUGGAUCAAACCGUGUAGAUCAUGUAAUGUUUUUGGCGGCUUUGAAGUCAGUUUCUUUUGUGCCAGGAAGGAUUAAUUGAUUUCAGAUAAAUAUUCUGAAUUAGUGAAUAUCCUGUGAAAAACGCUGAAGGCACACACUCACCGUCAGGUUGUUAUUACCUGAUCAUUAUUCUGUGUUCCCUGAAAUGAUAAUGAUUUUUCUAACUCUGGUUAUUAGCGACGGCUUAUUGCUAUCCAAGUGCCGCUAUCAAGAUUCCAUUUAAUGAACGGUCUUUUUUGACUGUGGGCUUUAUUUUUUGUCAAUUUCUUUUUCUUCAAAGACACACAGGAUGUGGGAAUUGGGCGGAGACAAGGACCUCUGAUGGUGAGUUCAGUUACUAAUAUCAUUGUAGUCUCUGAAAGUUUUUUUUUUAACAAUGUCAGACAAAAGUAAAGCAUUAUUCUUUUUUCUACCUUUUAUUUAGAGUCUUUUUCAAACACAGUCUUAAGAUCUUUUUUUUUUUUUUUUGAGUUUAAUGCUUCCUGCCUGCCGUCCUUUUGCUCACAGCAGAAUUAUACAAAAGAUACAAAGUCAUUGAUAUUCAGGGGACAUGAGACUUUCAAAUCAAUCUGAUAGACUAAAGUUACUGAUUAGGUAUUUAACUAUAUUCUGGACUCAUCUUUGAUAUCAUUCUUUAAGAAGUCUUGAGACUUGAAUCUGAUUAAAUGAAUGAAACAAAUUCAUUUCAUCAACAUGAAACAAAAAGGAAUAAUUAAAUUCCCGAGAUUUGAGUCCCACUGUGAUGCAAACAAAUGAAAAGACACAGACUCACAAGCUUCAUGCAGUGAUUGAAAAGAUGACAUGUUCCUUCACCACAGUUAAUAUUUGUGCCAAAGUUUAAUGCCUGGUAUGAUUUUCGCUAAUUUGUGAAACAAAACAAGUAGCUGAAAUCGAUUCUACAGAUCUUCUCUGCAAGUCUCCCCGGUUCUUUUUGAGAAAUGUUUCAACUGACUGGACUGGGAAGUUGUAAAGUCCUAAGAAAUAUACUAGAAACCAUCAGCUUUGAAACACAACCAAAACAUUUCCAAAGCUUCCACAGGAGGCACAGGUUCAUAAAACUGCCACUGCUUUUAUUUUCAUUGUCUGCAGAUGUAUCCCAGCAUGCUCACGUCUGCAGCUCUGGCCUGCUGUUUCCUUUACCUUCCUCGCCAAUAGAUGGUUUGAGCUGCAGGUGUGAGAGCACUUAGUCCUCUGUAACUUUAGAUAUGAAUGCAGUCUGCGUUGCUGACACUGUACUCUGUUUUUCCUGUGCAGGGUCUGGGUUCUCUGGAUGACGAUGACCCUAACAUUCUUCUGGCUAUUCAGCUGUCCCUCCAGGAGUCAGGGAUGAUGGGGACUGACUCAAACCUUGAUGUUCUUUCUCAGGAAGCUUCACUGGGUGCUAUCGGCACUUCCCUGCCGUCCAGGCUUGAACAAAGUGCUCCAGGUGUAGAUGUCCUCCCCAGAGCUUCGCUCAGCAGCUCUGAACUGCUGGAGCUGGGCGAUAACUUGACCAGACUGGGUAAUAUCAACAUCAGCAGCCAGUACUCUGCUUCUCCUGGUGUUCACACAUCUGGGCAGCACUGUGACACUCACCACCGGACCUACAGGGCCUCUGUGCCCAUCCCAGUGGCUCCAGGUGGCAGCAACUCAUCCACAGGCCUCUUCUCAUCUUCCAGUGACACGUUAGACUCAACUACAUGUGGUAGCCAUGACCCAUCCUCCUCCUCUGCUUUAGCAGCAAAUGCCAACCUGCUGGGCAACAUCAUGGCCUGGUUCCACGAUAUGAACCCUCAAGGUAUCACUCUAGUCCCCCCUACCUCCUCUGACACUGACUCAAACCUUGGCCUACUCCAUACAGGCAGAGGAGGAGAAGGUUGCCCGCAGGAUGACGAUAAAGCCGGGAUCGUCCCGCCUGACAGCAGGAAACCUCCGGAAGUGACGUCAGAGGCCGGUUUCUGCUCUCGGAGACUGAGUGACGUGGAGGAGAAGGAUUGCGCUGUCGCCGAGAGGCCGACACAGUUAGAUCUGGCGGGGCUAGACACCAUGCCGGUACCUUACAUGGCCAACCUGGACCCCAGCGGAGGACGCACAGAGCAAAGAGGAGCGAAAGUGUGCCAUGUUGACACUCCGCUGUGUGACUCUGUUUCCGACCAGCUGCCCAGCUCCAGCUCCUCUGAGUGGGAGGAGCAGAUACACUUGGUAUGAAGCGAUGGGUUGAGAUGGGAAAAAAAGCUCUUGAGGAAAGGCCAAAAAAAAAUAAACACUAGAAUUAAUGGCAAGUAAAAUGAGGAAUGGUGUUGUAGCUGUCGAGGUGGAAUGUAAACAGAGUGAAGAAUGUUUGUUGGAAAGUGUGAGAGGAAAUAUUUCGACUCUUAGCUCAGUCAACACUGGAGUGUUUUUCCUGCGUUUACUAGUAAAACGGCCCCCCACCGAGCAGGUCCUGUGAGAGAAAGCGCUAACUGAAGGAGAGAUAAGAUUUAAGAGCAACUUUUGAGGAUCUUUAUCCCGUUUUGAUUCAGUGAUAGAACUACAAAUUCUUAGCUUUCUCUCUAAUCAUUUGCAGAGUUGUGCGUAGUGCAGGUAUUCUCUUUUUUUUUUUUUUUCCACUGGAGUUAAAGCCUACUGUAUGUGUCUGAAUCAGGUCUGAUGGAGGUUUUUCAUCUGUACAUAUGAGCUGAUUACUAAUUUUCUCCAUCUUUGAACCGGAUGGGGGGGAGAAAGGCUGGGAAAUACUUCACACUCCUGUCCAGAUCUGCCUACUUCAGAGGUGCCAAACACUGACUAGCUAAAGCACAAUUUGCCGUCACCAAGUGGAUCCUUCAAAGCAGAUUUGUGCCUGCUUGCUACAAUCUCAACGUCUCAGCUGAACUUCAAUGUGAAAGUCUCGAGCCAUAUUUUUAUUUGAGAUUGCGACUGAGUGGUAUUUUUCAACUUUAAAAAAGCUGUAGUGUGCUAUGUAAAGCUGUAGUCCAGGACCAUAACGGUUGUGUACUUUAACAUUUGAAACAUUCUCGCUGAACAAUUGAGAUUAAUUAUUCAAAUGAAACGCUGGUGGCCUGCCUGAAAACAUUUCCAAAACGACUUGACAAUGGUUUUUCAUCUCAGAGCCUCCAUCCUAACACACCUCCAGUGGGAAAUGUCAUCUGAAACGAGAAGCGCUGACAGGCCCAGAGGGGUUGCUCAGUGUCACUCAGUUCACUCUUUUCUAAAGCUCGCUUAAAUUAAUGUUUGAGCGCUGCAGCUGGGUGUGAGUGUGACUGACUUUGUAGACGGCGAGUAGUCUUGUUUAUGUGUGACAGGAAAGGCCGCUGAAAGAGAUAAUCAGGCAAUCACAUUCAGACUUUGGUGAGUUAAUUAAUCAAACCCAAGUCACUGUAAUUUAUCUCUGGGUCUUAUUUAAGUGAAAUAUAAAUGAAGCCUUUUUACAGCCCUGCAGGGGAUUGCAUGGAGUAUUCAUGAAUGUGAAUUACAACCCUAAUUACAGAAGAGUUAGUGCGCAGUGUAAAAGAUGAUAAAAACAGAGUUUGAUGGUUUGCAAAUCCUUCAUGAAGACAACAAACCAUCUGUUGUGACUCGGAUGUGUUUUCUGAAAACUAUAUGCUCAUUUUAAAUUUGACAACAGCGACGUGUUUCAAAACUCUUUGAACCAAGGAGACCAGUUUCUGGAGUUUAAUUGUUCAAUAUUGUCCCCCUCAGCCCCGCUCGUGUAUUUUUUAUCACGAUUCCCCAGAUGUUUUUUUUUACAGAUGACCAGCUGGGGCUGCAGCCAUGCCGCUUAAGCACCCAGACUCUUCUACUACAGAGCCACACUAUUGUAAUUCAAGGUCUCUCCUGAGAAGACAUUGUUUGGAUGGUAGCAUACUGAACGUUGCUCCUAAUCCUGUAUAUAUGAUGCAACAUUAACAAGUUGACGAUGGUCCUCAGAGCACAGGACUUGGUAACCACGAUGACUAAAAAAGGUAGACUGAAUUUACUUUUCAGACCAUUGGAAAGUCAACAGCGUUUCUGGAUGGUUUCCAUGGUCCAGAUUUAACCUGCAUUUGUAGAUGCAUCAACAACCUGUUCUUAGAUGUUUGAUUUGAAGUAUGAUUUUGAGCUUUUACAGUGACUUCUACUACAGUCAUGCUCAUCUUCAAGUUCAGUCCUCUGUGCCUGAACAUCAGGGCCUGACCCCUUUUAUACACAUCUUUUAAAAACAUUAUGUACCAGAGUUGAUCAAACUCUCUCUCUCCUGUUUUUUUUUUUUUUUUUUUGCAAUUUCACACCAAAGAACAUCUUUUUGGAAUUGCUGAACUAUUUCCUCACCCAGUUUCUCACAGAGAGGUGAACCUCUUCCCGUCGAUACGAAAGAGACUCAGCCUCUCUCAGGUGCCCGUCUUCAAUCCACUCACUUAACUUUAACCUUACCAAAAACCGUACUUCUAACAUUUAAAAUGAGCAUAUGUUUCCCAUGAACAAUAACAUUUUUCCCUUUCAUUUCAUUCUUUGCUCUAUUUUCAGUUAAUUAUGAGCUUUCAUUGAUUUGCAAGCCAUCAAAUUAUGUUUUGAUCAACAUCCUACACAGCAUCCUAGCUCUUCUGGGACUGGGCUUGUACAUUUCAAUCACAUGGGGGGGUCCAUGUUUUUGAAACAGCUCUCUACUCAGUUAGAGACACAGUGCCUUUAUGUGGAUCACCAUCACUCAUUUCUGUCUCACAUGUUUCUGAGUGCUAAUUAUUACACAGUAUUUACAGUGUAAACUAAACAAACACCUGUUACCUUAAAGUUAUUUCUCUCAUAUAGUGUGCACACUUGAGAUCUUGAUUUUUUUUCCAUCUGAAAUAAUUGUAGCAUGAGGCUUCUUGUUGGUUCUAGUAGUAUUAUGAGUGGAUAACACUGAUUUUAUGAACAGAUAAUGGUUAAUGUCCUACUUUUAAAUCAUGUUCCCGAAUAGUUUGAAAGACUAUUUUACUUCUGUUUGUUUCUGAGCGGAGGGGCUUCUUGCCCUACAUUUUUUGAAACAGUUGGUUUGUCUGUGGUUUAGAAACUAAACUCACUGUAUUGACUUUGGAAAGAGUUCACCUGCUGUGUGUAUAUCAUGUAUCUGACCCUGAGGACACUAAAACGGAGGAAAGUUGCAAUAAAAAGUAGAUAUUUAUUUAAAACUAAGUAGAUCCAUUAAAGAAAAUGGAUGUAAAAACGGACAAAAAAACAUGAAACCCGUUGAUUAGUGUUCUUUCAGACUGAUUUCUCUUUUAGUGUCUGAUGUAAAUUACCUUUGCGUUUUCUAUCAGACUUUGAAGAGCCUCAUUAAACCUGAAAAUAGUGGUUGCUUUUGAAAAGUGUCUUGAAGUUGUUAAACUGUGAGUGCCAUAUGGUUAGUGGUUAAUGUUAGUGGGUUAGACAGGGGAGAUAAUGUGUGCUGCCCUUUUUGUGUUACAGUGAACUGUGCAUGAACUGGGUUUAAGACUAAAUGGAGUUUUUAUUUCUCCUCCUUUCACCUCUGAAGUCAAGGUGAUUGAUUUUAAAAACUACAUAAAACAUUUUGUAACUGAUCGAGAUUUUCUAUUGUAAAGCAACUAAUCCUUGAAAUGCUAUUUGCACUUUCAUAGUCUAUACUUGAUACAUUCCCUCUUUAUAUGAAAAAAAAAUGUUUGAUGUGUGAUGCCAAUAAACUUGUGUUGAGUUUUAA